Messenger RNA from Aspergillus sclerotioniger CBS 115572, 1839 nucleotides. RefSeq names its product tetratricopeptide repeat protein. The transcript is spliced from 3 exons. NCBI's taxonomy places the organism in Eukaryota, Fungi, Ascomycota, Eurotiomycetes, Eurotiales, Aspergillaceae. Gene Ontology annotation, cellular component: intracellular anatomical structure. Gene Ontology annotation, molecular function: protein binding. The coding region runs from base 15 to 1625 and encodes 536 amino acids. The record is from RefSeq and is a predicted model, not a curated record.
CCUCCACCUUCAAAAUGACCAAACCCCCCAUCCUACCCAACCUACAACCUCGGCCCCUCCACCACCCUAUAAGCACCACCUCCCCCACAGCCCAAGAAUGGUUCAACCGCGGCCUCCUCUGGACCUACGGCUUCAACCACGAAGAAGCCCUCCGAUGCUUCCAACAAGCCGCUCACCACGAUCCCACCUGCACCAUGGCCCACUGGGGAAUCGCCUACGCCAUCGGCCCCAGCUACAACAAACAAUGGGCCUUUUUCGACCCCUCCGACCUGCACACCAGCAUCCAUACCGCCCACGCAGCCCUCACCACACCCACCUCCCCAACCGCCACCCCCAUCGAAACCUCCCUCAAAACGGCCCUCCUAUCCCGCUUCCCUCCCCCAAACGCCAUCCCCACCCCCACACCCAAAAAACCAUCCCUCUGGGACCUCGACACCGGGUCCCCAUCAGGCCCCCACACCACCGAAGCCCGCUCUCUCCUCGAACAUCACCUCUCCACACCAGAAGGCCACUCCCACCCCGCCCUAUGCCACCUCUACAUCCACCUCAUGGAAAUGACAACCACACCUGACCUCGCCCUCCCCGCCGCCAACCGCCUCCGGACCCUCAUGCCAGACGCUUCGCAUAUGCUGCACAUGCCUACGCAUAUCGACAUGGCAGUUGGAGACUACCCCCAGGCGAUAAAAUCCAGCCAGGAGGCGAUUGAAGCCGAUGAUAGGUUUUUUGCACUCAAUCAGACGAGAAUACCAACGGGAGAAGAAGGGGGUGGAGGGGGAGGGGCGUUGUACAUCGCCUACAGAGUGCAUAAUAUCAUGACAAAGUUGUAUUGUGCGAGUAUAUCGGGCAGAAUGGGGGAUGCUCUAUCUGCGGCGGGGAAAUUGGAGGAUGUGAUUGAUCACCGGGUGUUGGGGAUGAAGAGUCCCGUGAUGGCGGAUUGGACGGAGGGGUUUUUGGGCAUGGUGGGUCAUGUUUUUGUGAGGUUUGGGAGGUGGGGGGAUGUUUUGGAUUUACACCUUCCUGGGGAACGGGAUGAGGAUGGGGUGUAUUGUUGUAAGAGGGCAAAUUUGCUGUACGCGAGGGGGAUCGCAUUAAGUGCGCUGGGGCGGGUCGAAGAAGCAGAGACAACGCGGGAGGAAUUCGAAAAGGCACGGGACCGAGUCCCACCGUCAAGAUUCAAUAAUGUCCCCGUGCGGCAGCGAGAAGUGUUAGCGAUCGCAUCAGCAAUGCUAGAAGGCGAGGUGGAAUAUCGAAAAGGGAAUAUGGAGAGGGCAUUUGAGCUAUUGAGACACGGGGUGGAGUUGGAGGAUGGAUUGGCGUAUUGUGAUCCGCCGGCGUGGACGCAGCCGGUGAGGCAUGCGCUGGGCGGGUUGUUGUUGGAGCAGGGGAGGGUGGAGGAGGCGGAACAGGUGUUUCGGGAGGAUUUGGGCCUCGCGGAGGGGUUUCCCAGGAGGAAGGCCAGGUUGGAUAAUGUUUGGGGAUUGCAUGGGUUGUAUGAGUGUUUGGUGAGAGGGGGGAAGGUGGAGGAGGCGAGUAGGGUUAAGGUGGUGAGGGAUGGGGCGAUGAAGGAGGCGGAUGUGCCGAUUGUGACGUCGUGUUAUUGUCGGUUGGGGGUGGGGUGUUGUUAGCUGUAUAAUAACUGGGUGGUGGUUAUAUUUGGGAUGGAUCUUGUGUAGACGUAUUUCCUUUAAGGGGUUUAUACAGGACAGAGAUGAAUCAUUGGAGGAUCAAGUUAGUGGGUUGAUCGUGGGCUGGAUUCUAAGAGGAUGUAUAUCGGGAUAGAUUUAAAGGAACAACGUUAUCACCCAAGCCCUAAUUGAUUCCUUCAAGCAUGAAACGGAC